This is a messenger RNA of Lolium rigidum, 2973 nucleotides long. RefSeq names its product histone-lysine N-methyltransferase EZ1-like. Gene Ontology annotation, molecular function: protein binding; histone methyltransferase activity. Bases 28 to 2682 code for a protein of 884 amino acids. Gene Ontology annotation, biological process: chromatin remodeling. Lineage: Eukaryota; Viridiplantae; Streptophyta; Magnoliopsida; Poales; Poaceae. The transcript has 17 exons. Gene Ontology annotation, cellular component: PcG protein complex. The record is from RefSeq and is a predicted model, not a curated record.
GGAGGGAGGAAAGGAGGUGGGUCGGCCAUGGCGUCGUCGUCCUCCAAGCCCUCCGACUCCGGCCUCAAGCGGCCGGAUCAGGCGGCGGGCACCUCCGCCUCCGCGGCGCUCCAUGGGAAGCUCUCGCACCUACGGCGCCAAAUCCAGUCCGCCCGCCUCGCCUCCGUCAGGGAGAAGAUGGAGGCCAACAGGCGGGCGCUGCAGCGGCACACGUGCGGGCUCUUCGACGUGGCCGCCGCGGCGGAGGCGGCGUCCAGGGGCGCCGAGGGCGGCAACGUGCUGUCGCAGCUCGCGGCCGACGGCCAGGCGAGGAUCGUCGGGUGGGACCUGGCGCGCGGGUCCGGGGAGAGGGAGGUGGUGCACGUGCAGGAGGACAACCUGCUAACCGCCGGGACGCUCGAGCUCUCCGGCUCAGACGGCACCGCGCCGCCGCAGAGGAUGGUUGUCCGGCUUGUGACGCUGCCGUUGGUCGACAAGAUUCCGCCCUACACCACGUGGAUCUUCCUGGACAAAAACCAAAGAAUGGCCGAUGAUCAAUCAAUUGCUGGUAGGAGGAGGAUUUACUAUGAUUCAGCUGGCAACGAGACUCUGAUCUGCAGUGAUAGUGAUGAAGAAAUUCCACAACCUGAGGAAGAGAAGCAUGUUUUCACACAAGGAGAAGAUCAGCUAAUAUGGAAAACAACACAAGAAAAUGGGUUAAGUCAAGAGGAUGUAAAUGUUAUUCGCCAGUUUAUUGAUGCCUCUCCUUUGGAAAUAGAGAGUAGAUCUGAAUUUCUUUGUGAGAAAAAUGCGAAGCACCCUGGAUUUUCUGAUAAAAUGGAGAGCCAACCUCCUCUUGACAAGACUGUGGAUGUGGUUUUGGAUUCGUUUGAUAAUCUCUUCUGCCGCAGAUGUUUGGUUUUUGAUUGCCGUCUCCAUGGUUGCUCUCAAAACUUAGUAUUCCCAAGUGAGAAGCAACCCUAUGUGUUUGAGCUCGAUGGAAACAAGACUCCAUGUGGCGACCAAUGCUACCUUCAAAGGAGAGAAGGAUUUUAUGAUAUACGCAAAUAUGAUCGUGAUGCUUCUGCAGCACAUAAUAUGGAGUCAAGACCUGCCUCACGCAAUGUUGUUACUAUAGUGUCCGAAUCAGAAGAUUCAAACCGAGAGGAAGAAAUCAUAAAAUCCAAUAUAUUUGUUGGAACCAGCAGUUCAAAAACAUCUUUUGAAAGUGCUGAAAAACAAAUUACACUACCUUCUGGGGAUACUUCUGAAACUGAAAAUAUAUCCACGGAUACGCUUCUAAGAAGUUUAGGGAAGCGCAAGAUUUCAAAAGGACCCAGGUCUAGCGGCGAUUUUCCUUAUAAAAAACCAAGGAUGUUUACGUCGGAUAUUCCUUCUGCAAGCCAUGUACUGAAUAAGCUUUCUGUUUCGGAGAUUGGUGAUGCAAAAUCUGAUUUCAGAGAAUUUGGAGGCAAUCAACUAGAUGUCCCCAGUAAGAAAACUUCUAACAAAGAUAGUUGUGGGGGAAGCCUGACUAGUACUACCGAGGAUGCGGCAAGAAAUAUUAAUAAAGAAUCUUCAGCAAAUAAUAUGUUCAGUUCCAGCAGGGAGCACACUCUUUCUCGAUGGAGUGCCCUAGAAAGAGAUUUAUAUUUGAAGGGUGUAGAGAUAUUUGGAAAAAAUAGUUGUCUAAUUGCCAGAAACUUGUUAUGUGGCCUGAAAACAUGCAUGGAGGUGGCUAGUUACUUGUACAACAAUGGUGCAGCAAUGCUCUGUAAAUCCAUCUCGGGCGGCUUUACAGAGACUGAACAAGAUUACAUGGAGCAAGGCGUGGUUGCAAGAACAAGAAUCGUUCGUCGGAGGGGCAGAACUCGAAAACAUAAAUAUCCUUCAAAGGCUGCAGGGCAUCCAGCUAUUAGGAAAAGAAUUGGUGAUGGGAAGCAAUGUGACACCCAGUAUACACCCUGCGGGUGUCAGCAGGCGUGCAGCAAAAAUUGCCCCUGUGUGGAAAACGGGACAUGCUGUGAGAAAUACUGUGGGUGUACAAAAAGCUGCAAAAACAGGUUUAGAGGCUGUCAUUGUGCAAAAAGUCAAUGCAGAAGCAGACAAUGCCCAUGUUUUGCUGCCAGUCGAGAAUGUGAUCCGGAUGUUUGCAGAAACUGCUGGGUGAGCUGCGGAGAUGGUUCGCUAGGUGAGCCACCAGCAAGAGGUGAUGGUUAUCAGUGCGGAAACAUGAAACUCCUUUUAAAACAACAACAAAGGAUUUUGCUUGGCAAAUCUGAUGUUGCAGGAUGGGGCGCAUUUAUUAAGAACCCUGUGCAUAAGAAUGACUAUCUUGGAGAGUACACCGGUGAAUUGAUUUCUCACAAAGAAGCAGACAAACGCGGCAAAAUUUAUGACCGUGCAAACUCUUCAUUUCUGUUUGAUUUGAAUGACCAGUUUGUAUUGGAUGCGUAUCGCAAGGGGGACAAACUGAAGUUUGCAAAUCACUCCUCCAACCCCAACUGUUUUGCAAAGGUGAUGAUGGUGGCUGGCGACCAUCGGGUAGGUAUCUAUGCAAGGGAGCAUAUUGAAGCUAGUGCUGAACUCUUCUAUGAUUACCGGUAUGGACCUGACCAAGCCCCAGCCUGGGCUAGGAGACCAGAAGGAUCAAAAAAGGAUGAAGCAUCUGGCUCUCACCGCCGAGCACACAAAGUUGCUUGAUAGUUGAAGAGCAGCUCGGAUGAUACAAUCUGCUGUUAAUUUACCAUAAUUUAUACAGAUUUCCAUUGCAGUCCAUUAUACAAGGAGAUCAUUUGUUGGCAUGAUAAAAAGAUGUCUUCAUUAGCAAAUAAACUCAGCUACUGAGCUGUGGGAUGACCGGAAAAUAAGCCUUUGUUAAUAGUUUGUCACAAUAAUAGCAUCAUUUAUGCUAAUCGUAGCUGCUUGGACAUCUCUACAUGUUGAGGUGGACACUGGACUAUAACAUACCAAUGGAGAUUCAUAGAAUGUUUA